Messenger RNA from Engraulis encrasicolus (European anchovy), 1970 nucleotides. RefSeq names its product protein phosphatase 2 phosphatase activator (gene ptpa). Gene Ontology annotation, molecular function: protein tyrosine phosphatase activator activity; peptidyl-prolyl cis-trans isomerase activity. The record is from RefSeq and is a predicted model, not a curated record. NCBI's taxonomy places the organism in Eukaryota, Metazoa, Chordata, Actinopteri, Clupeiformes, Engraulidae. Gene Ontology annotation, cellular component: cytoplasm; protein phosphatase type 2A complex; nucleus. The transcript has 10 exons. Gene Ontology annotation, biological process: mitotic spindle organization. The coding region runs from base 83 to 1057 and encodes 324 amino acids.
UUUAAAUAGAUUUCUCCUUUCUCAACCCAAGGGUUAAAGUUGAAAGGUGACGUCAGACACACCCCUCUGCUCUAAAAUAAACAUGGCGGAGACUGAGCAGCAAUCAGGCUCCUCUCCUGAAGAUGACGCCCCACCCCUCCCCAUCAAUUACGACUUCAUGGUCCCAAAGAAGGAGAUCAGUAUGGUUCCGGACAUGGGCAAAUGGAAGAGAUCUCAGGCAUAUGCUGACUACAUGGGAUUUGUAUUGACUUUGAAUGAGGGGGUGAAAGGAAAGAAGCUUACGUGUGAAUACAAGGAGUCUGAGACGAUUGAGAAGCUCAUGUCUCUGCUGAACACCCUAGACCAGUGGAUCGACGAGACGCCUCCAGUGGAUCAGCCCUCUCGCUUCGGCAAUAAGGCAUACAGGACCUGGUAUUCCAAACUGGACCAGGAGGCAGAAGCCUUGGUUUCCACGGUGAUUCCGGAAGGCAGAGCGGGGGCGGUGCCCGAGGUAGCUGUUUACCUGAAGGAGGCGGUGGGAAACUCCACCAGGAUAGACUACGGCACAGGGCAUGAGGCAGCGUUCGCCGCAUUCCUCUGCUGUCUUUGUAAGAUCGGAGUGCUGCGUGUGGAUGACCAGCUGGCAAUCGCUUUCAAAGUUUUUGACAGAUAUCUGCGGGUGAUGCGGAAGCUGCAGAAGACCUACCGGAUGGAGCCGGCCGGCAGCCAGGGGGUGUGGGGGCUCGACGACUUCCAGUUCCUGCCCUUCAUCUGGGGGAGUGCCCAGCUCGUAGAGCAUCCCACACUAGAACCACGCCACUUUGUGGAGGAGAAGAUUGUGAACGAGCACCACAAGGACUACAUGUUUUUCGAGUGCAUCAAAUUUAUUAAUGAAAUGAAGACCGGCCCGUUUGCGGAACACUCCAACCAGCUCUGGAACAUCAGCGCCGUGCCCACCUGGUCCAAGGUCAACCAAGGGCUCAUCAGAAUGUACAAAGCUGAGUGUCUUGAAAAAUUCCCGGUGAUCCAGCACUUCAAGUUCGGCAGUCUACUCUCUAUCCAGCCCGUCAAGUCUUGAGAUGCCCCUCACUGGUCGGCUCGCUCACACACACACACACCCCACCACACCACACCGCGCGCGGCCCAACCACCACACCCCAGCUGGCAGUGCCUGUGUGGGUAGGGGGAGGGGGCGAGUGGGGGUAUCGCACCCGGAGCAACCCCCCUCACUGGAGUGAACGAUGCCCCAUCGUAGGCCUAUACCACACGCUUCCUCACCCCACCCCGCACCAAACUGUUCCCUCCUCCUCCUCCUCCUGCUCCCCCAUCUUUAGUAGCACCUAAAGCAGUACUCUUUGACAGCUCUGCAUCUCUGUAGCCACCCACCCACCUCAGCCCCCUCCGGCAAAAUGUCUCACACGUACUGCGCACAACCCCCCCAGCCCCCACCCCGUUCACCUGUUCGGUUACCGUUACCCCCACCCCAUCUCUUAGCAGCAACCGGGGAAAGAAUAUAUUUUAGAAAAGAAAAGCCCAGCUGCCCUGACUUGCGUGUGUGUAUGUGUGUGUGUGUGUGUGUGUGAGAGAGAGAGCAUGCCUGUGUGCUUGCGUUGUAUGACGUGUGUGUCAGUCAGUGUAUGUUGCAUUUUAGGAGGUUUUUACUUCCUCUGUUCCGCAAUAAUGUGUGGAGGGAAAAUGAACUAUGUCAUUCUGUUGUAUUUAUGUGAGUGUACCCAUGAUGUACUGUAUGUAUGAUGCUAUAAACAAUAAUUAGGCAUACUGGUGGAAACCCACCAAUGGACCUGACCUGCUUUAUUCCUGAUAUUUUUUUGUAUUUGCUCACUGAGUUGUAGCGUUUUGGUUUUUAAAAUAAGACCACUAUGUGAUGGCUGUUUUUUUAUUUUGUAAGUCUCUUCUCAUUGCUGGGCCUUUGUGUUUUAGAACCUCAACUCAAACGGGUAAAAUAAAGCCUAAUGGACAUCACAAAUCAA